This is a messenger RNA of Candidozyma pseudohaemuli, 3126 nucleotides long. RefSeq lists its product as uncharacterized. The transcript is spliced from 2 exons. The coding region runs from base 1 to 3126 and encodes 1041 amino acids. Lineage: Eukaryota; Fungi; Ascomycota; Pichiomycetes; Serinales; Metschnikowiaceae. The record is from RefSeq and is a predicted model, not a curated record.
AUGAAGUCACUUCUUAAAAGGCUGGCCCUUGAUGUUGACAAACCAACCAAUGAUAAAGAUCCAGUUCGUCUCGCCUUUCUUGGUGGCGCCAAGAGCGGGAAGACUUCUCUAAUAUCAAAAGUCACCAUGGGGAGUUUUCGAGAGACAUACUACCCUCUGCAACAAACACAACCAAUACUUUUCACGUAUUUCCCCGAGUCCAUACUAUCCAGACAAGUUCUCGAUACUUAUUCACCAAGAGACACGCUCAACCUGGCCUUGACUAGCGAUAGAGUCGUGCUAAGUCCUGUUGUUUACAACAGUUUGGUGAGUAACACGACGAAAAGGCCCACGAUGCCAGUUACUCAAAGCAAUGGGGUGGCUAUCCAAAGCAGCAACCACAUCUACUCCAUUUACACUCGUGGAAACUCAAUUCAGUCCACUCCAAUACUAAUGGAGCUCAUAGAUACACCCGCUUUCAAUCCCAAACAAGUCGUGCCGUUUCUAGAGGCAUCGCUAUACAUCAAAUUAGAAAAGGACAUUUUGCACAAUCUUGCCAACGAGCCACGGCAGCCUGUCAGCACCAACCCACUCAUUGUCGCCAGUGGGGCAAGCGAAUUGAAUGGCACUGUGGAUGGUUAUUACUUUGUCUACAGUGCUGUACCAUCCAGUCUUCCACCUUCCUACGACGAGUCCUCGGGCUUCUCCGCGGCAAACAACGAAAACGGCUUCGACUUGCUUCCCGUGAUGAAGCAGACGCUCGACGAGGCAUGGCAAGAAUAUUACACAUACAAGGUUUCGUGGGAGAGUGGUAAGGAGUCAGAUGUAUUCUCCUUCAAAACGGCUCUUCGCGGCUUACUUGUGGAUGAGGUCCGUAAACCGACACCCCAAUCUCGCAGCCCUGGUGGCUCGAGACUUCUAGAUAUCUCUUCUGACCCGGCGGAUCCGUCUUGUCCACCCCCUAUUUGGCUUGUGUGUACCCACGCGGAUCUGCCUCUUGCGUCGCCCAAAUUAAUAGAAGACGGAAGGCAGCUCAGCAAAACAUGGAGAUGCGGUUUUUUGGCCGUUGACGUGGAAUCCGACGUCGAAGAGGCCAUUGCCCUUAUGCUUGCAAAUGGCAAUGACGUCCUAGCGCCGGAUAUGCUUUGUGCAACAUGUAUCCAACAGGAGAUUGAAGUGAUACGCAGUUCCGUGAUUUCAAACGAGAAGCUUAAUGAUCAAAUGAGAGCUGAGAUAGACGACAUAUUUGAUAAAUGCAGAAGUAUACAAGAGAGCCGACAUCCAGGAUAUUCACAUAAAGAGCACGGAGGCUCACACGCCAAGCCAAUCGAGAAAGAAGAGGCUCCUAAGCCUAAGCUGUACACAAUCAAGGACUUAGCGUUACAGCUUCAGAAGCUUGCCAUUCUCAACUCCCGUCUCAAGCAAAAUGACAUUGAGAGGUCUCGACAGCUUUUGAAUAAGCGAGUGGCUUCGCUACAAGCAAAGGUGGACGAAACGUCGUUGAAGAUUAAAGACAAGGAGAGUCUGGUACAGAAAAUGAGGGAGAGCAUAAUCAACCAGCACCAGACACUUUCCAACAGCAUCAAUGAAAGGAUUCUUAAGACCCAGCAAGUGGAUUCUACACGGGCUGCAAGACAGACCGCUAUCAUUCAGUAUCACCACUAUAAGGUGCUACGUCAGGUGGUAUUUCCGAAGUACGAAGUGUGGAAGAACCAGCCGCCAGGCCCAAGAAGUAGAAGCCUCAAAUUGGACUUUUUUGGGCAACCCAUACUUUCGCUAGAGUCUUUCCUACUGCAUAACAACAAACUCAUAGCUAUCAACAUGUUUUUGGAGAACCUCAUACAUCUCCAGGUACUCAUGGUGGAAUUAUUGAGCAACGGCGGAACCCCUGUGCAUCUUCCAUUUCUAGAUUUUCUUGUCCGUCAACUCCCUGAUGGCAAGUUUUUUGAUCAGGUUCAAGAGAAGAUCAACUUUCUAGUUCACGACGAGAGUGAGGCAAACUCGGUCGAGAAAGAGCCAUCGGAGGAGGAAGCUAACAAACUCCCUGGCCCUAGACCAUCCCUUGAUAAGAUAAUCAUAAAGGAUAAUGUGAUUCAAGUGCCCUUGUCGUUCAAGACAGCCAACUUUCAACGCAGAGCAUCUGUACGGCUGGCGCUGUCAGAAUCGCCACCGACUGAGCUGUUUCACCCAGAGGUAUUUCUGGAAACCCCAGAGCCACCUAACCUUAUAGAAGACAAGAAGCUUCUGAGCGAGAAGGUAAAGUCCAGUACUUUUCAAGGAAAAAGAAUGGUGAUCGUACCCCAUAAGAUUCUAACUAAGCCAUUUACAAAGCUCACGUUGAAAGAGUAUUUGAAGUUCAUUCUGGUUGUGGUGAAGAUUUUGGUCAACUUUGAAAUCCUCAUACAUCAAACGAUUGAUACAGUUCCACAACCCACCAAGAAGCAAUCAACGAGGGAUUUGCUUUCCAGCACCUAUGGUCAAUUGAGAGGAGAGCCGGAUAAUAAGUCUGAGGAAAAUAGUCGAAGGUACGACUUCAGGAAAACCUUGGAAAGCAUUGCCGAGAUGGACCAAUACUUCAAACACAGAAUUCAGGAACAGUCAGUUUCCUUGAAGCCACAGGUCUCUCAUGGUGCAAUGAGCUAUUCAAUGCUGAGUGGUGUGGGUAUUGAUAUUAAUCAACUUCCUUCGACUGCCUCUUCAGGUGGAACAGAGGAUUCGUAUCCGAACACGGCUCAUGCUAGUCUUCAUACCCACGAGAGUUCCUCGAAGCUCAGAGAAUUCUACAGUAACUAUUUAUCUCGAGCACCAUCCCAACCUAAAAUUCAGCAGACUCCUAGUAUCGAUCCGGAUCAGAAGAUAUAUGGUGCCGUCAGCGAAGGCUUUCUGGAUACAGACGAGGACACCAGCAAGUCUUCUAUCAAAGUUGAUCGCUCGACCGAGCCGGACUCGGCCUCAAAGCAAGAGAUUGACUUUUAUGAUCUCAAAGAGGUGAUGGACAACGUGCACAAGCUAGUAGCGAAUGGCAAAGGCAGUGGCCGAGAUAACGGAGAUGACGAUGACGAGGCUGUCAAAAUUGCUACUCAAACCAUGAUGAAGAACACUAGGUCACACCUUGCCGAUUGGGAUGUGGUGAGUCGUCUUUAUUAA